AUGCAGCGUCGUCCGCUCGCGAACGCCGUCGCCCAUACUUCCACCAGCGACGAAACCGCGCGACGUGCAGCCGCCUUCAGGUUAGAGCCCUCUUUGAGCCAGCCCGAGCAGCCUUCGACGCAGUGCCUGCUGAGGCUCAAUCGCGACCUCGUGCACAUCUUCGACGACCCGCCGCCUGGCGUGUUCGUCGAACCAGAAGAGAACAUCACGAACGUCCACGCCGUCGUCGUGGGACCCGACGAGACGCCUUACGAAGGAGGCUUCUUCCACUUCGUGCUCACGUGCCUCCCGGACUACCCCGCCAGGCCACCGCUGGUACGCCUCAUGACAACGGACUCCGGAAGGGUGCGCUUCAAUCCGAACCUGUACAGUAGCGGGCUGGUCUCGCUUAGCAUCCUGGGCACCUUUCCCGGUCCAUCGUGGAGCGCGGACAUGACCCUCGAGACAGUGCUGGUUUCUAUCCAGUCGCUGCUCAGCGAGGAUCCGUUGGCCAACGAGCCGGGACUCGGGCCCGAGUUCGGGAGCUGGCUCGAAAAGAUAACCGGUUACAACGCCAACCUGCGCUACCAGACCCUCAGAGUCGCGGUUUGCGACGCGCUCGAGGCGUGCCUCCUGGGCAACUCGUCGUACCCGCGUGUCCUGCAGCAGGCUGUAUUGAAACACUUCGUCGAGCGCUACGCCAAGUAUGAAAACGCAGUCGUGGUUCAGCUCGGUACGGACCCGAGCACUCUGUGCGCCGGCUUGAAUGGCGCCUACUGCUAUGAAGCACUGCUAAAGCGAUUGCGGGAGUUAUAUGGCCGGGUCUUGAGGCACGCGGGAAGAAAUGUGACAGUGCCCUUACACUAG
Molecule: messenger RNA, 846 nt
Organism: Dermacentor silvarum
Lineage: Eukaryota; Metazoa; Arthropoda; Arachnida; Ixodida; Ixodidae
Product: ubiquitin-conjugating enzyme E2 Z
Exons: 1
Coding region: 1-846 (281 amino acids)
Biological process (GO): negative regulation of apoptotic process
Cellular component (GO): nucleus
Molecular function (GO): ubiquitin conjugating enzyme activity; cysteine-type endopeptidase inhibitor activity
Source: RefSeq, a predicted model, not a curated record